CCUAGCGCCGGCAAUGACUACCAUUUGUAGUUUAAUCUCUUCCUUAUUAACCCUUAAGAAUGCUGGCGCGACAACCAGUACCUCCAAAGCUUGUUGCAUUAAGAUCAGCUGUAUUUGCCCAUCCUCUUUCAACCGUCGUGGUACCCUCGGAGUCAGACACUGCGGCGGCAGCUGGGGAAGGAACUGUGCCAUUAGCACCGGCGGCUGGAGCCCUAAUACGUGGAGCUGCCUGCUCUUUUUACCUGGCCAUCAUGAUAGCUUCGUCUCAGAGGAGGAUGGUAUAAGCGCAUUUCUUCAGAUUCUUCCUAACGAUUUGAGGGACUCUCUGUUGGCUGACUGUAGGCUAGAGCAGCUGCUAGAGGUGAUAUUGGAUUUGGGCCGUUUACCACAGGCACAAUACUUGGGUGAUUUUGGUAGGAAGUGGCUAAGAAAAACUGAGGUAAGGUCUGAAGAAGCAGAUAUUUUCUUUCAAAAAUCAAUUGAUAAAGUUUUAGGUUCAGAUAAAUAAUGGACUAAAUCAUGGUGAUACAUUAAAAUUCUUUUGCCCCUAGAGGAAACCUCUUUUUUGCAGGGGUAAGUCUACAUCUUGACUCCCAUACCCCAACUGAGUUGGGAUUAUACUGGGUUUCAAUGGCUUGAUUGUAUAUUAUUCCACUUAGGUGUCACUUGAAGACCUUGAGUACGUUCAAAAGGCAGUUGGACAAUUCGGAGGCGACAAUCGAGCCGGAAUCGAGGGUAGCUUGCACCGGGUUUCUUCUAUUAAGAGUAGGAAGGGGGAAGUCGUUGGGUUGACUUGCCGAGUUGGUAGGGCAGUCAAAGGUCAGAUUGACAUGGUCAGGGAUUUGCUUGAAUUUGGUGAAAGCAUCUUGUUUCUUGGAAGGCCUGCUGUUGGCAAAACUACAGUACUGAGAGAGUUAUCCCGUGUCUUGGCUGACGAGCUUCAUAAAAGAGUGGUGAUUGUUGACACCAGCAAUGAAAUAGGAGGUGAGGGGGAUGUUCCACAUCCAGCAAUAGGGGGUGCAAGAAGACUGCAGGUAAAAAAUCCUUCUAUGCAGCACCAAGUGAUGAUAGAAGCAGUUGAGAAUCACAUGCCUCAGGUGAUAAUUAUUGAUGAGAUUAGCACCGAAGCUGAAGUUCAUGCAUGUCGUACAAUAGCUGAGAGAGGAGUUAUGCUUAUCGGCACAGCUCAUGGAAAGCAACUGCAGAAUAUAAUAAAAAAUCCAACUUUAUCUGAAUUGGUCAGUGUUGAACUUUGUAAUAUUUGGGGCGAUGAUUGCUGAUGACAUGUCACACCUAUCAUUUUUGUCUAUAUAUUUUGUUCAUUCAAGUUUUCUCUUACCUCAAUAUAGUUCACUAUGUUUUGAGCCUAAUUGGUCUUUAAUAAGAUUAUGAUUUAUUCACAAUUCAGUUUUCACUUUGUGGCCUCCUUGUUUCAUACUUUUGCAGAUAGGUGGUCUAGAAUAUGUGACUCUGACUGAUGAAGAAGCUCGGACUAGGAAUAGCAGGAAGGGUGUUCUUGUGAGGAGAGCUCCACCAACAUUUCCCUUUCUCAUUGAAAUAAGAGAGAGACACUAUUGGGUUGCACAUAGGACCGAGAAAAGUGUGGAUGCUUUGCUUUGUGGAAGAAAGCCAAUCGUUGAGGUUAGGAAGAGAGAUGAACAAUUCAAGUUGGUGAUUCAGAGAUGGAAAAUAGAUGAUUGAGUCUGUUGUACGCAGUAGAAAUAUUUUUGCAAGUCAUAUGACUCAAACAUAUAUGGAUGUUUGGGUCAAAAGUGGAAUAUUCAGAAAUGCAUCUCUUGUGCUCAACAUGAAUGGUAGUGACAUUAUAUGCACAAAUGUUCCUUUGAGUUUAAUUGUCAUUUCCUUGCAAGGCACCAAGAAAUUUUUUUUUGGCAG
This is a messenger RNA of Cuscuta campestris, 1896 nucleotides long. NCBI's taxonomy places the organism in Eukaryota, Viridiplantae, Streptophyta, Magnoliopsida, Solanales, Convolvulaceae. The record is from the annotation of a GenBank genome assembly.